AUGUACGCUAUAGCAAAAGAUAAGCCAUUUUAUUGGACGUUGACGCUUCUAAAUAUAUUUUUAUGGUUCCCUCUGGAUGAAGGAAAAACCUAUACAAAAUGUUUUUUUGGGUUGUCUGCAUUACUACGUACGAUUUCUUUGUUGUCCGGCUUGGGAACUUUGGUUCAUUUGGUUCUUAUAAUUAAAGAUCACAUCGAUUUGGAAAUAAGUGAAGAUAUAGGCGAUCUUACUGGUUUUGUCGGUUGCAUGAGCGUUUGUCUCACAUUUCUUUUCUACCACGCAGAAUGGUCUAAUUUUUUUAAUAAUUUGUUAAAAUUUAAAGAAUUCGGACAACCACCAGAAUACAACGAAAUUGUAAAGAAAGGCAAUUUUAUUGCAUUAAUGUGUAUCCUCUAUACAGUACCGGGCAUGCUGUGGUACUGUUUUGUUUCUUAUAUGCAAGUACCUCAAUGUCAGAAAAUGAACGCUCUUAAAAAUUUAAACGAACCCUGCGGUAUGGUCAACCCAACGUGGAUGCCCAUAAAGCAACAAGAAGGCAUGGCUUUCAUUUUAUGUUACCUUUUUCAAGUAAUAGGGAUCUUCGUUUAUUUACCAUCCGCUUUUUGCAUAACCAUCAUCCAAUUUGAGGCUGUUGAAAUAUUGGUAGCAAGACUGAAUCAUCUGAAAACGUUAUUCAGAGAAGUCUUCGAAGCGGAAGAUGAGAGAGUUCGGUGGAAGCAAUUGCAAUAUUGCAUACGAUAUCAUCAGGAUAUUUUAAAUGUUUGCAAUGAACUAGCUGGUUGGUUUCAGGCUACAUGUGGCAGUGUAUUUUAUACAGCGGCAGUUGUUAUAGGUGCAUUGGGAAGUCAAGUAUUGAAGGAAUCUACACCAAAAGCAAUUAGUUUUAUUGGAGGAUAUGUAGCAGCAUCUUUUCUCUUGUGUUAUGCUGGUCAAAGGUUAAUUGACGAGAGUUUAGAUGUUACCGAUUAUGUGUACGAUUCGAGAUGGUAUGAGAUGGAUGCAAAAACAAAGAGAGUUUUGGUGUUUGUCUUGAAGAGAUGUCAAAAGCCUAUUACCCUGGCAGCAGUACCUUCAAUGGGCUCUGCUGGAUAUAUUUUAUUUUUUAUUAUGAUGAAAACAUCCUAUUCCUACUUGACCCUACUUAAUCAAAUGGUUUAAAAAAUUUAAAAAAAUUAUAUAUCAACAGCUUUGAAUAUUAGAAAUGUAGCUUGCGAACAUUCCAAAAAUUACAAAAAAAUAAACUAAAAACAAAAACUGC
Molecule: messenger RNA, 1258 nt
Organism: Ceutorhynchus assimilis (cabbage seed weevil)
Lineage: Eukaryota; Metazoa; Arthropoda; Insecta; Coleoptera; Curculionidae
Source: the annotation of a GenBank genome assembly